AUGUUUCCUACUGGAAAUCCGGCCUUCACAUCACCUAGUCAAAACAAUCCUGAUAACAGCGUAAACCUUGCAGCACUUUAUUUACACCCAUCUUUGGGUAUUUCCAAUCAAGCAUAUACUCAGUUUUAUCAGCAGGCCCAGGGUCAAGCACAGCUUGCCCAACAUCAGCAGCUGCAGCGUCACUUUGAACAGUUAGUUGCAGUUCGGGCUGCUCAAAAUGCUCACGCUCAAUUACAAGCAUUUCAGGUUGAUCUCAAAGUACAGUCAGUAAGAUUUAAAUGUAGACAAGCUAAUUUUUUUGAGCAGCAGCAAGCCUUUCAAAAUCAACAAGUGCAAGUACAAAGCCAGCAGAAAUUGCAUGCUGCUCAUCAACAAAAUCAAGCCCAAGCAGUUCACAUGCAACGUUUUAAUGCGUUACGACAGAGCGGUCAGCAUUUACCACAUUCUCAUGCAAUAAGAGAUGCUGCGGUUGCUGUUGCAGGAUCUCGUCAGGAAUUGCAAGUGGAAGUCGAUGCUCGACGGCGGCGCUCAUUAAUCGCGGAUUUUAUGAUUGCACCAAAUUCUACACCAUUUUUAGACGGAAGAGGGCGUUCAGAUUCCAUAAAUAGCAAUAUUAUGGGAGAAACUAGAAAGUCAGAAGCAGUGCCUAAUGAGUUCGUUGUAAUCACUGAUGAAACAACAGAAAGGAAGAAAAAUUCGAUCACUGAUCGCUUGGAAGCAGUUGAAAAAGAGAAAAAGCUUGUCGAUAAUCAAAUUACAAUCAUACAGCGUAAAAAAGAAGAAUAUGAGAGUGAACUAGCUAAAAUAUCGAACGAUAAUGAGGAUAAUGAUAAGGAAAAUGACGAUAUUGCUGAAGAUAUUGAUUCAAUGAGUCUUGUUGAAAGAAUUUAUGCAGAAAAUCGCAAAAAAACUGUUCGAUCUGAAGCUCACAUUCCUUUGUCAUUGGCGCCCAUAUCUGGAACAGUUCCACAAUAUCGAAAUCCGUGGGAUAGCCCGUUAUUGAAGGAAACGAUUGAGAGAUAUAAAACUGUGAAACCUUUUUUGGUGAAAAUGUUAACAGAAUCACGACAAAAUGAAUUAUUAGCGCAGAAAUAUUAUGCCGAUAAAUACAAUAUUAUGUAUGCAGAAUGGUUAAAAAAAGAUGAAAAAUAUUGCAAAAGUCAAAAAAAAAUUGCUCGCGAUGAGAAACAUCGUGAAAUAUUUGAAAGGACAUUUCCUGAAAUCAGAAAGGCUCGAGAAGAGCGAGAACGGUGCGGAAGGAUUGGAAUGUCAUCGGAACAAUUAGAACAGGAUGAAGAAUAUAAGCGAAGACGCGCAGCUGCAGUAUUACCUCCAAUGAUGUUGAGCUCGAAAAUGCGUAAUGGGCCAUUUUAUGAGGAUCUAAACGGAGUUGUUUCAGAUGCGCUUGAAAGUCAUAAUACUCAUAUUGAUAAUUUCUUAGGGAAGUGGUCUGACGAUGAAAAACAGAUUUUUAAAGAGCAAAUAGGAAUAUAUGGUAAAAAUUUCGCUGCUAUAUCGGAAUUCUUAGACCGGAAAGAUGUGAAAGACUGUGUUCUGUACUAUUACUUAACUAAAAAACGUCAGAACUACAAAGCAUUGUUAGGGAAAAAACGAAAAAAACCUCCAAGGUCUUACAAGCCACCAGUUAUGCCGCGACUUGAAGAAAUAGCACAGAAAGCACCGCAAGAUGCGAAUGACAUUACAAUUGUUGGUUCUCGUGAACUUGAGUGCUGUAUUUGCAAAACAAAAGUGAAUAGUGGUUCAAACACUGGUCGUAUUAUUACUCGUCUAACAUUGGAUGCUUCUGGUUAUGAUGCUAGUUCAGCAAAUGAAAUAGAUAUUUGCGUAUGUCAAAAAUGUAAAGCAAAGGGAAUUAAACCGAAAACUGUAACACGAUGUCAGAUCGGUAUAUGUCAUAAUCCGCGUCGUAAAGUAAAACCGACGCGACCGAUGCCAGCUAAGUGGAAAUUGAUCAGUGACGAGCAGAGACUUUUUCUGAUGCAUCAAAUGCUGAUUCCGGAAGAUAUUUUGAAAUGUUGUCCUGCAUGCCACAAAAAAAUCUCCAAACAGCUGGAUAUGAUUAUUUCUGGAGAACUAAACCAAGAAAUGGACGCAUGGUUGAAAUCUUCUUCUGUAUUUUGGAACAAUGAUGAGUUGAAAACAUUGCUUGAUGCGGUGGAAUCAAUGGAUAUAAAAGACUGGAAUGUUGUUGCGGAGAAAUUAGGAAAUAGAUAUAGUGUCAAGCAAUGCCAGGAACAGUAUGAAAAAGUUUGUGAGGAAAAUGUUAGGAAAGAAUUGGAAAGUGAAGACGACGGCAGUGAAGAUGAUAGAGAAAAUUCACAUUCGAAUCGAGUAGCUGAGAUUAAAAGUGUUACUGGUGAAAUUGAGCGGGAUCCGAGUGUUGAAAGCAGUUCAACAUUAACUCCUGAUGAAGUAGUGAAUCAAGGAGAUUGUGUCGUCCUUUUUCCAACGGCUGCAAAAUCACCGUCAACUCACUUGUAUAAACCAAGAUUUCGAGGUACUGCAGGAGCAGCUUCAGAGGGUCCAAAUUCUUCCGUCGAUAAUUCUCUUUUCCUUAUAUCCUCCUCAAAAAAGGAACCAGAAGUCGCACUUGCACCAUCUCCGUUGGCACAUCAAAAGUCUGACGCAAGUGCUUCUUCAUCGGAGUUUUCUAACCUUGAAGAUUGCAAAGCAGCCACUCUCACAUCACAGUCAUCUGUCGUUGGAAGCGCACUUUUUGCAACGCUGACGUCAUCUACUCCAGAUCCGACAUCUCGCUCAUCUACUCAGAUAGAAACCGACAAGUCAUCUCAGAGUUCCAUUUCUGUAGCUAAGUCAUCAACUCCAAUAGCUACCCAAACAUUGCCAUCUACUGUUAGCAAUGCUUUCAGAGGCUCGAUCACUCAAGGAACUCCUGUAAUGAGGCCACUCUCUCCUUCUGUAAUGAGAUCGCCAUCUGGGAAUGACUUGAUAGCAGAUAAACUAAAGCAGAUACAAAUGUUUUCUACAGAGGCAAUCUCUGCUGGAUCAUCUUUAGUCGCAGGAAAUAAUAUCUUGGCACCUUCUGUGCCAUCAGUCCCCACACCAACUUUGCAACCAAACGCAAACGUAGCUGCUGCAGCUGCUGCCUUCCCAUUUUUGCAGAAUCCGUUAGUUGCCGCUGCGACAGCAUUUCCAAACGCUGCAUCGGAUCCUAAUAUAUCACCUUUUACUGCAUUUUACAAUCAAUUCACUACACUAGAUCCUACAAUGCAAGUGAGUAUCAUAAUGAAGUUUUAUAAAUUCUUCCUAUUUUUUUCACAUGGCACCUUUAUUGAUCAGUAUCGGCAGCAAGCGUUGGGAUUAAGUCUUCCUGAACAGCAACAGCUGCAGAGCAACCAACAACAACAGAUAAAUGCAUUAGCAAAUGAUCAAGCAAAAUAUUUGCUCUGGCUGCAAAUAAUGCAGCAGUCUACAAACGUUAAAUUGCUACAACAGCAACAGCAAGCAGCAUCUCAAACAAUGAAUUUGCAACGUACUCCCACACCAAAUACUUUACUCUCUACAUUGGCAACACCAGCAAGUGUGCGCUCAGCAGUUGCAUCACAUUUUAGUGGGCAACAAAAUACUGAACAUCAGCAACAAACAAAACAAGGAAUUGCAACUACAGUAUCCACAAAUUUGCCUGGCAAAGUAGCAACCGAUAAUACGGAGCAGCAACGUACGAACAUCCAAACAUUUUGUACAUCAACUACUCAACUCUAUAAUGAUUUUCAUAAUGCUGAACAAAUGCGCAAAGAACAUGAUGAAAAUGCACGACAGAUGGAAGCACAGCAAAAACGGCUGGAAGAAAUACGCUACAUUGAGCAACAGCGAAGAAGAGUUCUGGAAGUAAAGUUUGAAACUCUGGUUUUGGAAGAAGCGCGAAUAAAUGAUGAAUUGAGUCGGAUUUCACAAAUAGAUUAUCCUCGUGCUUUGCGUUCACAGGAUAGCGAAGCUGUUCGUUCUAGCCUACAGGCUAUUGAACGUCUGAAAGAACGACGUACAGCAAUGCAACAUUAUCUACGGGCUUAUGAUGAGGGAUUGAAGUCGCUAAGUACAAGAAGUGGAGCAGUUUGUUCAGGUCCUUCAGGAGUUAUAGUAAAAGGCGCAAGUGAUGAGCGUAUAAUGACUACUGCCGGUCUUGUUAGCAAAGGUGCUGUGAAAGAAUUUCCACCGUCAGUGUCUAGAAAUAGUAUGCAACAAUCUUCAACUUCAAAUAUAUCGAGCCAAGGUCUUAUUGGCAUAAAGCGAACAUUAAAUGAUUCUGCUUUGGCAGUAACAAUCGAAGGACGAGUAAGUAUCAAGAUUUCAACGUGUCAUUGUCCUAGUGCAUCAAGUCUUUCCCCAGCUACAUCUGAAGCAAAUGUAACAAGUCGUCGUUCACGUGCUGAUUCUAUCGGAUGUCGAAAAGGACUAGAGAGUAAUAUGUUCGAUUCAGGACAGGCAUCUUUGAUGUAUCGUUCUAACUCUCAUAAUAUUACUGAUGAUGAGUUAAGUCGCGGUGAUCAACGAAAUAUACAAAGUGGUGGUGAGAUGAGGCGUAAAUCAGGUAUCCAUACUGUAUAUCUUCCAUCUUUGCCUGAUGUUCAUCACACCAUAAACGCUAAAACAGCAGCAGGUCAGAAACUUGGUAAUUCACAAACAGUCACUGGUGCUUCCCGUCAUAGUAGCUCGAUCUCUCAUUCGCAGUCAUUUGCGUCAUCGUCAUUAUCUCGACCAUCUCUCUCUCAACAGCUCCACCACUUUCCUCACUUUAUACCUGCUUUGCCGCAGCAUCAAGCUAGAUUCUCUACACCCCAAUCUAUCUCUACUCCUGGUAACAUAUCUUCACACGUACUUCCAUCAUCCACCGUCUUUGGGUGUCCAGUUGUUGGUCCCGCGAACUACUCAUCUGGAGUACACACCUCAGCUUCCACUUUUAUUUCACCCAGGACACCAGUCUCCAUCAAUCUAAAUUUAACGAUAUCGCAUCCAGCUCAUGCUCCAUUGCAUAAUGCAUCAAAUAUAACUAUUCCUGCACCUGUCGCUUCUUCACCUUUUCAGGUAUCAGUAUUAGAACCUCCAUCGAAUACGUUUUUGUUAACUAUUGCUAAUUCAUUAAAAUUCCAGCCACUUGUUACCGCAGAUUCCAGUUCACCAAAAUUCCAGCCAUCUAUUCUUGUUCCUGGAAUUAUUUUAAUGUUUCCAUAUACAGGCGUAAAUAAGAUUUCAAAGUUACGAUCAUUGCAGAAUGAAGAAAGGACAGUAUCAGUAGAAAGUCAACAACGGUCAGAAUCGAGGGCAUUCAUUAACUACGAACCACUCUCUCCUGAUACGGCUGAUGCUGUACCUACUACUCAAACAGAUACUUCGACUGAAGAAGCUUCGAAUUUGCCUCUUUUCUCGUUUCUGAACUUGCCAGAUAAUGGAAAUGGUGCGCUUAGUACUUCAACUAUACAACCUGCUGUUUCAUCGCUAAAUGAUUCGCAACUUAAUGCAAGGCAGACUCCAACAGCAUCUGUGAUUUUGCCUCAGCUACCAACUGCGGUAUCAACUGGUAUUGUAGUAAGUGGUAGUACCAUGUUGCCUAGCAAACCACCACCGCAACCUACGUACGAACCACUUUCUGAUGACGAUUAA
Molecule: messenger RNA, 5640 nt
Organism: Thelazia callipaeda (thelaziosis nematode)
Lineage: Eukaryota; Metazoa; Nematoda; Chromadorea; Rhabditida; Thelaziidae
Source: the annotation of a GenBank genome assembly